UUGGCAACAGGGAGAGAGAGAGAGACGGUCCCUGCCCAACAGCGGGCGUGAUGACGGGCAAGGAGGAGGAGGAGAUCGUGCGGAUCGCCAAGAGGCUGGACAAGAUGGUGACCAAGAAGAGCACGGAUGGUGCUGUGGAUCUAUUAAAGGAGCUGAAAAGCAUGCCCAUUACUUUGGAUUUGCUUCAGUCUACCCGGAUUGGGAUGUCUGUGAAUGCACUGAGGAAGCAGAGUACAGAUGAUGAAGUCAUAUCCCUGGCCAAAUCACUCAUCAAAUCUUGGAAAAAGCUGCUAGAUGCUUCAGAAGAGAGAAAUGAUGAGAAGAAGAAGAAUUCUUCCCUGCCAAAAUCCUCUUCAAAAGAUGCCACUGACACAAAAGAUCAAAGCUCCAUCAAAAAACAGGAGUCUCCGAAGACCCCAACCACCCCCAAAAUCACCACCUUCCCACCCGUCCCCAUCACCUGUGAUGCUGUACGCAACAAAUGCCGAGAAAUGUUGACAGCGGCUCUACAGACAGACAAUGACCAUAUUGCGAUUGGUACAGACUGUGAGAAUUUAUCUGCCCAGAUUGAAGAAUAUAUCUACCAAGAUGUCAAGAACACAGAUAUGAAGUACAAAAAUCGAGUGAGGAGCCGGAUCUCCAAUCUGAAAGACUCAAAAAACCCCGAUUUGAGAAAGAAUGUUUUGUGUGGAGCAAUCACUCCAGAGCAAAUUGCUGUGAUGACCUCUGAGGAAAUGGCUAGUAACGAACUAAAGGAGAUCAGGAAAGCAAUGACAAAGGAAGCAAUCCGGGAGCACCAGAUGGCAAAGACAGGUGGGACCCAGACAGAUCUCUUCACCUGUGGGAAGUGCAAGAAAAAGAAUUGCACUUACACCCAGGUCCAGACUCGCAGCUCUGAUGAACCCAUGACCACCUUUGUUGUCUGUAAUGAGUGUGGAAACCGCUGGAAGUUCUGUUAAGGUUUUGCAGAACAGGAUGACGGCUACCGAUCCGGAUUGAACCCACCCCUACAUUCUCUAGCUUCUAAACCAAUUCGGUACCGUCCUCCCCGCGAGUUUACUCGGUCACCCACGCAAAAGUGCAUCAUUGCAGUGGUGAGGCCUUCAUCUCCACAUCCACAUCGGCGAAACCCAGCAGCUAUCCGCGGGAACAGAGGAGGGUAGGUCAGAGUGCCAGCUCACACAGCCAGAACAUUUGUACUUCCUCAUUCCAGUAUGUAUCGUCAUUUCUUUUCCUCCAAACACUAAUAAACGUUUUCUUUUUGCCACUUCUC
Messenger RNA from Tachyglossus aculeatus (Australian echidna), 1273 nucleotides. RefSeq names its product transcription elongation factor A2 (gene TCEA2). Bases 51 to 959 code for a protein of 302 amino acids. Gene Ontology annotation, molecular function: nucleic acid binding; zinc ion binding. Gene Ontology annotation, cellular component: nucleus. NCBI's taxonomy places the organism in Eukaryota, Metazoa, Chordata, Mammalia, Monotremata, Tachyglossidae. The record is from RefSeq and is a predicted model, not a curated record. The transcript has 10 exons. Gene Ontology annotation, biological process: DNA-templated transcription; transcription elongation by RNA polymerase II.